Molecule: messenger RNA, 1565 nt
Organism: Capsaspora owczarzaki ATCC 30864
Lineage: Eukaryota; Filasterea; Ministeriida; Capsasporidae
Product: acyl-CoA thioesterase 11
Exons: 3
Coding region: 27-1325 (432 amino acids)
Molecular function (GO): thiolester hydrolase activity
Source: RefSeq, a predicted model, not a curated record
CGAAUAUCGCUCGGAUUUGCUCAUAGAUGCUGGCGCUGAGCUGGGUGGCUGCUCAGAUUCUGCCAUCUUGCGCCAAAGCGGACCCGCCAUCCUCGUCCUCGCCGUCACCGUCACCGUCGCGAUCACUGUCGUCAAGCCAGGCACAGCAUAAGCCUGCAGUGGCGGCGGCGGGCGCUCAGCAGCAGUCUGCGCCAACCCCGCUCGAGCCGCUCGCUGUCGAGGACACGAUUGUCGUCGUCGCUGAGAUUGUGCUGCCGUCGCACGCUGAUACUCGCGGAGUCUGCUUUGGUGGCCAGAUUCUGUCGUGGAUUGAUCUGACUGCUGGUAUUGCCGCCAAAAAGCUCGCGCGCGGACCGUGCGUCACAGCGAGCGUCGAUUCAGUCCAGUUCCUCAAGCCGAGCGUUGUCGGAGACGUCAUCAUCCUGUCCGCGAUGGUCAACCGCACAUUUAAUACGAGCAUGGAGAUUGGCGUUCGUGUCGAGACAGAGUCCAUGCGGUCGGGAGAACGCAAGUACUGCUGCUCGGCGUACCUGACGUUUGUCUCGAUCGAUGCGCAAGGCCGGCCGGCGCCAGUGCGCCAAGUGAUUCCACAGAGUGCAGACGAGAGCAGACGAUACUCGCAUGCUCAGCUUCGUCGACAGCAGCGUCUUGAGCGACGCUCUCGAGGAGAAGUGAUCAUUCCGCUGGAAUGGAACUGCUUUGACGACGGGCACCAACUCAGCAAGAGUCUCCUUCCAGCCAACGAGCUCGACCAGGUGCCCAGACGCUAUGCCAAGCAGACUCUUGCGCAUAUGACGCAGGUCGUGCUUCCAGGCAAUGCAAACACAGUCGGAGUCACGUUCGGAGGCGAUAUUAUGGCCUGGAUUGAGCGUUGCGCGUACAUCUCCGCCAGUCGGCUGUGCCGCAACGUGCACCUGCUGUCGGCCUCUGUCGAUAGUUUGCACUUCCUCAAUCCCACGCGCGUCGGUGAUAUUGUCUACAUCACGUCGAUGGUGACGGCAGCAUUCACUUCGAGCAUCGAGGUACUGAUUUCAGUCUACGGUGAAAACCCGCUGACUGGCGACAUUAAGCAUUGCAACGAUGCCUUCAUGACUCUUGUGACUGUCGACGAGUCCGGUGUGCCGCUGCGCAUCAGCAACAAGUUUACACCAGAGAGUGAGACCGAGUUGGCGCGGCAACGCGACUCUAUCGCUCGCCGCGAACUUCGUCUUCGAGCUCGACAGAAGCUUCGUCGAAACAGCAACGAGUCCAUCCAGCAGCAGAUACUGCAUGUCCGCCGACGGAGUAGCGACAGCAAUGGCCUUUCCGCUGCGCCAGUUCAGUAGCCAGCGGUUGAUUUGUUGUUGGCUUUCUGCUAAUCAUGUUGGCAGCCUGUGUUUAAUUUAUUGUUCAGUGUGAAUUGAAGUCAAUCUGAGUUAAGGCUGCGGAUUCUGGCACCGCAGUAACUCAGGGACAGGCUUUUGUGGGUACAUUCGGCAGGUCAAGUUUGCUCGUGUUUUUGACUCUGCUCGCUGUCCCCAUCGUCCUCGUAUUUACUUGCAACUUUGUAGAAAUAUAGUUUUGAG